CCCCACCUUGUUUGGUUGGGUGGGAUGGGAAGGUUUGAGACUUUCUAUGUUCUUCCUCUUUCUUCAGUUUCCAGAACCGAAGACGCUCAAAAUGUACUCCAAUGAUGAUGACGACGAUGACAAACCUGACUCAAAUGGCCCUAGUUCAAAUCCUCCAACCAAGAAGUUCAGAUUCAAGAGGAUGAAAAUCUCCAUUUUCCUCUCUUAUUGCAGCAUUGUUUUUCAAGGUAUGCAGAUCGAGGAAUCCCAGAGCCAAAAGCAUCGAGUAAGCCCUCUCGCUCUCCGAUGCUAUCCCUGACGCAGACUGUGGCAAACCACUUUGGGGAAAAAACACAAGGAACCCAGAUGGGCUAGCAAGCAAACCAAUCCAUUUAUUCCAUUCUUGUUCAGAUUAAAGAAAAAAAAUAAGCCCACCCUGUAGCAGAAUUCAUUGGAUUCACAGAUACUAUUUCCGUAUCAAAUGGAGCGUGGUCUUCUUCUCUUUGAGAGGCAUGGCCAAAUUGCUAGUCUUGUGCAGUGACACCAUCGAGCACCCCACCUGAAUCCCAGAGAAUCUCCGGAGCUAGCUCCUUGUGCAAUUGUUUAGGAAGGAGAGAGAGAGAGAGAGAGAGAGAGAGGAGAAGAAUGGACGAAGGAGAGAGAGUCUCUGGCGAGAGCGAUCUGGGCGACCACGAUGGUAGGCCACCGGACAGAGGCAGGCAGUCCCUCCUCACGGAUUUCUGGCAGAAGAAGGAAGUUUCGUCUGCAAGGAUUGGUUCGGCACCACCACCACCACCACUACAAGAGGAUGGGCUGGAGGCGGUUGCUCAUGAAAAAAAGGCCUCUUAUUCCACUAUUGUGGGCGGUGGAAUCCCAGAUGUUGAUACUCUGCCUGACCCCUUCCAGGUUGGAUCUUUGACAACGGUUAUCAUCCCGCAGGAGGUUUACGAAGAAAGAUUAGGAACUUUCAGAUUUGCACUAAUAAGACGAACAAACUUUAGAUUUGUUUCCUUGGAUGAUAUUUGUCAAGAGGUGAAGAACACAUGGACGCUGAAAGGAAGGAUUGCUUUUGCGCCAAUGAGCAAAGGAUUCUUUCUCCUACAGUUUGAAAUAGAAGCUGACAUGAUCAUGAUUUGGAAAAGAAACAUUGUGAAGGUUGGUACCCAGACCAUUAGAUUCCAACGAUGGAAAAGGGAUUUCAAUGUUCACGAAAAACAAGCAGUGACAAAGAUGGUCUGGAUUCGUUUUCCAGAUUUGCCGAUGGAGUAUUGGCACGAAAAAAUUCUGCUUACCAUGGCCAAGGCGGCAGGUAGGCCAAUGGCGAUUGAUCGUCGAACUCGAGUAGCUACAAUGGGAGGUUAUGCCAGGUUAUGGUAGAACUGAAAAUAAACAACAAGAGAGUGGAAGAGAUUCAAGUUGAGCGUCGUCAACCUGAAACGGGUGAUCGCUUUUGGUUCUCAUAGUCUAUUCAAUACGAAGACAACUUGGGAAUGUGUGGAUACCGUAAAAAGACUGGUCAUACGAUCCAAUCCUGCAGAAAUUUGAAGAAACACAAUGAACAACAUAUUGUAUCGGCUCAUGGAGAAGAUGGUGCAGCCAAUGGUGGUGCGACCAAUGGAGGUGCAACCAGUGGCGGUGGUGCUGCAACCAGCGGCGGUGGUGUUGCUCGGCCUCCAUCCAGAGAUGCUCAGCCAUCCAAUGAUGGGAUUCUGGAGCCACGUCAGCUAGCUAGCGAAUCCCCUCGCUCUCGGACUUCUUCCAAUUUAGGAGUCAUGAGAUCUCAAGGAUUUUCUCAAAAUAAGGAAAUGGAUCACUACCCACCUUCUAACGGAUCUAUUGAGAUCCUAAUUCCUAUCCAACAGAGAGUGGAUGACUUAGCAGAAGAUAAUUACUCUCAACUGAAUCAUGAUCUGCGUGAUUCACCUAAUGCUCAAUCUCCCCCACAUCAACGUUUGGCUCUUGGGUUGGAUGGGUCUCCUGGAUCGGGUGGGUUUUCUACUUCAUGUAAUCAUAGCCAGAGAAAAAUGUCAUCACCACUAUGCAGCCAUCGUCCAUUUUGGGCGGUGCUGUAGCAGUGCAUCAUAACGAGAUCAGUCGCAUAGAUGACUUAGCCAUUCAGGCAGCAUCAGUGCAGCAAUCAAAUGCAAACCUUGCGCGCAGGAAGGAGAAAGGCGCUAUCCCCCAUGGUCAGACCAGAAGGUCUGAAAGGCUUGGUCAUCACCAAUGGUGACUUAUGAGAGUUCUAUACUGGAAUGUCAGGGGCUUUAAGAAGGCUGCAGCGCAUCUGGCCUUAAAAAGUAUGGUUAAGGAGCGAAAUCCUGAUGUAAUUUGUCUUGCAGAGCCGAUGAUAGAUACAUCGGCUUUCCCUGCUCUAUAUUUUAGUAGAAUGGGGUACCAUGCAAAGCUAAUUUCAAAUGAAAGAGCUGAUAAGGUGCCUAAUCUAUGGCUGAUGUGGAGGAGAGGUAUCUCAAAACCGAUUAUAAUUUCUCUCUCAAAUCAGCAGCUCACUACUCAGUUUGACUGGAAGGAUAAAACUAUUCUCCUCUCCCUAAUUCAUGUAAGUAGUUUUCGAGCAUCAAGAAGAGAAUUGUGAACUCAGCUCGCUUCUGUUCCAGGGUAGGCUGAUCCGUGGCUUAUGGUUGGUGACUUUAAUGCUAUUCUUUCUUCGCACGAAAAGAGGGGGCCCGGAGCCUUUAGCUUGGGCUCAGCGGCAGAAUUUGAGGCAAUGAUUGAUGCCUGUGCUAUGAUUCAAACCCCAUCUUAGGGCCAAAAAUUUACCUGGACAAAUAAUAGGCAUCGGGGAAAUGUGGCACCUGUUCUAGAUAGAAGUUUCUGCAAUGAAGCUUGGCUCGACUACUUUCGAGAUUGUGCGCAAAUGGUUCUCCAACGAGAUUUCUUAGAUCACUGCCCGUUGUUGAUUGUCUCUGAGGCAUGCCCAAAACCAGGUAAUUGUCCAUUCUGUAUGCAGAAAUUCUGGCUUGAUGAAUAGUCUUUUCUCAAUGUGGUUAAAGAUAUUUGGUCGCAAAAUAUUAUUGGCUCUGGUGCUUAUGUCUUAA
Molecule: messenger RNA, 3035 nt
Organism: Macadamia integrifolia
Lineage: Eukaryota; Viridiplantae; Streptophyta; Magnoliopsida; Proteales; Proteaceae
Exons: 3
Coding region: 625-1356 (243 amino acids)
Source: RefSeq, a predicted model, not a curated record